Messenger RNA from Rotaria socialis, 1332 nucleotides. The record is from the annotation of a GenBank genome assembly. Lineage: Eukaryota; Metazoa; Rotifera; Eurotatoria; Philodinida; Philodinidae.
AUGACCAAUACAAUUUCAAUUUUUCAAGACAUUCUCACAUUGAUUACAUCGAAAACUUUAUUUGAUAAAUCAAUAGAGACUUUGGAAUCCAUAGUAUUUCCUGAUCAAUCAACCUUCACAGAAUUAAACGAUAAACUUUCUAAAUGUAUAACUAAAGAUGAUGAAUUAUUUACGUCGGAGACUGAUUAUUUAUCACCAUUAUUGCUCUUUCUUCUCGAACAUAUUCCACUUGAAAUCGAUCUUAACUUAUUGACAUCAACUCAAACCAAUUUCUAUGAAGUUCCACCAUCAACCAAGAAAAUCUAUAAACCAAAUUUUCUUCCGUCAAAUCAAAACAUGAUUCUAUACUCAUCAGAAUCACAAAUAAUUUUCAAUCAUCUAUAUAAAUUCCUUCAGAUAAAUAAUCUCGAAGAAUUUCUCACAUUAAAACACAUUAAUCAACCUAUUUAUCUUCAUUGUCUUCAUCAUUUAAAACCAUUAUUAUUAAAAACAACCUAUGAUCAUUAUCCUAUGGCUGUUAAACUCUUUGUUCAUAUUAUCAAAUCAAUUUCUCAACCAUCACUAUCCGAAAGUAUCGACUUCAUAUUUCCCGUUUGUUUAAUCACAUUGGAUGAUCCAUCGGUGGACAUGAAACUAACAAGUCUCUAUCUAUUAGAACAUUUACAAAGGCAUUGUACAUCAACCGAUUUAUUAUUAUUUAAUCGAGCGAAUGUUAUUUUGUAUGGUCUCGAACAAACUUUAUAUCAUCGCGGCGAACGAAUCAUACUAUUUGAAUGUUUAUUAGCAGCAACGUAUCGUUGGUUAACUAUUAUUGAAAAUGAAGUCUAUUCUGGUAAACAUUUAUUCAUACGGACAAGUCAAAUUAUUGAAAGAUUUAUUCGGGAUGGACUGUUAGAAAUCAAUAUUGAAUAUCGUCGAUUACUUAUAAAAAUACUUCGUGAUUAUAUAGUUCGUCUGCAAUUAUUUGCUAUUCGUCAUUUAAAACAUCUUAUUGAACUUGUCGAAGAUUCGAUUGAUAAUCGUUUACUUAGGUCGGACUCGUUAAAAUUACUUUUAGUCAUUCUUCAAAUACUUAAACCGAGAAUUAAUGUUCAUCGAUGUGACAUGAUGAAAAUAAUCAUUCGCUGUCUAUUUAAAAUAAUUCAUGAAGAAAAAGAAAAUGCAACAAUGAUGAAUCUUUUGAAAAAAUGCUCGACAGAACUUCAUCUAUGCACAACGGACAAUUAUGUUCGCGAUGCUCUUCAAUCGUUAAUUGCAACAUCUCAAUUGGACAAAAUCUAUCGAGAAAAUCUACAAAAACUUCUCGAGACCAUUGAAGAUAUCAAUCGAUAA